AUGAUUUUCUCAUUAUCGGUACUACUGCCUCUAGGGGUAGUUUUCUUGGCUGCGUUACUCCUUCGUGGAUAUUUACGACUUCGACACAUACCCGGUCCUCUGCUUUCUGCCUUCACGAAUGUGCCUCGAGCAUACUGGGUCUGGACCAAUAAGUCUCAUGAGAUUCAUAGUGGCUUGCAUAAGAAAUACGGGCGACUGGUGCGCUUCGGACCCAACAUGAUCUCUGUGACUGAUCCGCGAGAGAUCCAAAACAUCUACAAUUUUGCUGGCAGUUUUGGCAAGUCUGAUUUCUACCGGGCGCUAGCCUUCUAUGUGAAAGGAAAGCCUGUCCAAACCAUUUUCGCGACGCAAAAUGAAAACAUCCAUCGACAGCUGCGAAGGCCUAUCGCCGGGAUGUACUCAAUGACCAACUUGGUCUCUUUUGAGCCAUACGUCGACUCCACUAUGCGAUAUUUGUUCGAGCGGCUUGAUGAAGAAUUUGUUAAACCCGGGCGUAUCUGCAACCUGGAAAGCUGGCUUCAGUACUUCGCGUUUGAUGUGAUUGGCGAAUUAACCUUUUCGAAGCGCCUCGGCUUUCUGAAAAGCGGCGAAGAUGUAGAUGGCAUCAUCCAUGCCAUUGAUACAUUCUUUAAUACUGCCUCAGUUGUUACACAGAUUCCCUGGGUUGACUGGCUGUGGGCUAAAAACCCUCUUCUCGAGCGCUUUCGUUCAAAGAAGGUCAACCCGGUCGUUGCUUUUGCCUUAGCUCGAGCUGCCGAGAGACAAAACCAGAGCAAAGAGGUUGCGACAGGGGAGGAACUCAAUUCGAGAGACUUUCUCUCACGGUUCCUUGAGGCGAUUGAGAAAGACCCGAGCAUUCCACCAUGGGCAUUAACUGCGUGGACCACGUCAAACAUCGGCGCAGGAAGCGAUACAACAGCUAUCCUGCUUCGUACUAUCAUUUACCAGCUCCUCAAGCACCCUGAGUGUCUGGCAAGGCUCCUCGAGGAACUGAAGGUCGCUCGUCAGGAGGGCCGACUUUCACCAGUCGUCACCUGGAAGGAGAGCCGUGAGCUUCCGUACCUCGAUGCAGUCAUUAAAGAAUCGGGUCGCUUGCACCCUCCUUUUGGGUUGCCUUUCGAGCGCGUAGUGCCGCCUGAGGGGGCUGUUAUCUGUGGACAGUCUAUUCCUGGUGGAUCCAUAGUGGGCAUCAGUGCCUGGGCUAUUCAUCGAGACCCAGAAACAUUUGGUGAAGACUGUGAGGAGUGGAAUCCAGACCGAUGGUUUUGUGAUGAUGAGACAAGAAAGAAGAUGGACAGUGCGCUUAUGACGUUUGGUGCGGGUCGUCGUGUGUGUCUUGGGAAGCACAUCUCAUAUCUCGAGAUCUAUAAACUGAUCCCGACACUCUUCCAGCGUUAUGAGCUCGAACUCACCAAUGGUGACGGAUGGGAUGUCAAGAAUCGUUGGUUUGUUCACCAAACAGGGUUGAGCGUAGGAAUUAAGUAUAGAGAAGAGGACCUGGUAUGA
This is a messenger RNA of Penicillium longicatenatum, 1506 nucleotides long. Its product is annotated as cytochrome P450. Bases 1 to 1506 code for a protein of 501 amino acids. The transcript is spliced from 5 exons. NCBI's taxonomy places the organism in Eukaryota, Fungi, Ascomycota, Eurotiomycetes, Eurotiales, Aspergillaceae. The record is from RefSeq and is a predicted model, not a curated record. Gene Ontology annotation, molecular function: heme binding; oxidoreductase activity, acting on paired donors, with incorporation or reduction of molecular oxygen; monooxygenase activity.